GAAUGUACUGUACAGAGGCCAGCUCAACCGAUCCAGGAGACAUACUCACCGCCUUAGGCAGAAUGAAGCUUCUCCGUCAUGUCUCCGCCUAUCAAUUAUCGCAGAGGGACAAUCCAUCUAUCAUCUAUCACGUUGCGGCCAUCAUAGAUCCUCCACCACAAUUUGGAAGAGGGCGUAAUUUGUGAUGUCCCUAUUUUGAAUGGAAUUAAUAAAUGCGUGUGUAUAAGUGAAUUCCACUCAAUAUGGAGCCAAAGACCUCCAGACAUCGUCGCAACAUCUCCAGCAGAUCUUCUCGUCCUCGCAGUUCGACCAAAGGCCCCCUGGAAGCCACGGACGAUCCUCUUAGCGGAGCAGAAAGUCCCAACUCUCCUCUCCGGUCUCGUAUUCAAUCUCCGACCAGCCCUGAGCCUUCCAGAAGCCCCCUGGGCCCGUUGGAUAACUAUGAUUCGAUUCAAACACAGCUUGACCAUAUACUGAAGGAAGAUGUCAGCGCACUGAAAAAGGACCUCUCCUUUUUGCAACGAGCGGAAAUUUACCAUCCUCUCUCACAACUCGAGAUUCCUCCCGCCUUUCGCGCAGCUUUUACCACACCUUCUCCCGGCGAAGACUUGCCCGCUUUGCUCAAGACCCUUGACAAGCUAUUGAACGAAGGCCACUUUCUCCUUGCUGCACAUCUGUGCGGCACGUUGUUGACAUCCCAUUUUGUUUCGCCGACAGAUAGCAAUACCAUUUUUACGCUAUUUUACAUACGCUUGGCAUGUUUGGAACUGACGGGCAACGGUAUUCUCGCGGCCCAGGAGUCUAAGGCGUUGGAGGACCUUAAUUCUUCUUUCUACUAUGUCAGCCCAGAUCUUGAGAUCACAGGCCAGCCACGCGAUCAGACACAGAAGCCUCGUCCAAGGCAUAUCGCACCAUGGCCGCUGCGCGUGCUCGCAGUCAGACUGCAGAGCAUUGGAUUUGGAGACGCUCGCCGGGGCAUUGCAGGCCUUUACGAGAUCGGUCUGGAGGCACGACAGGAGAUUAUGCGCCCAGGAAUAGAAAAAGCCGAGAAGCAGGUCUGGAAAGAUCGAUUGGCUGAUUUAGGUCUGAGGAGCGUGAAUGCGCUCAUCGAAAUGGGCGACUUGGAUGCCGCUCGACGUUCACUAGAGAGUCUGAAAGGGCCCGGGCCUGAGAGUGAUACCGAGAAACUGAGAAGAGCUUUCCUGAACAUACGAAUUGGCGAUGUCGGGACCGCGAGGGACAUUCUGAAUGAGUCGACCCAACUUGGUGAAGGGAUUCUGAACCCUCUGCUAGACAUGGCGGAAGGUCGCUACGACGACGCCGUGGCUGGGUGGAAGUCUCUGCUAGAGAAAAGCACUAGCAAGGACCAGGAAGCCAUGUUCACAAACAACCUGGCAGUUUGUCUACUCUAUAUUGGGAAGCUGAACGAGUCCCGCGGCCUUCUCGAGUCCCUAAUUUCUGGCAACAAUUCCUUCCAGAGCCUGACAUUUAAUCUAGCCACGAUCUACGAACUCUGCUCUGACAAGUCGCGCAACCUCAAGCUGCGCCUGGCAGAUGAGGUUGCGAAACAGCCUCACACGGGGGAUACCAACAUUGACAGACCAAACGCAGACUUCAAGCUCUGAGACACACGGACGUCAGUAGAUAUGGCGAGUCUCGGGACGAUGUGUUAAGAAUCUCAGUUCAUGAUGAAAGCAUAAUGAUGUACGAUUAACGAUCCGCAGAAACUCCAGGCGCUAGCCCUCAAGUUUGAA
Molecule: messenger RNA, 1754 nt
Organism: Paecilomyces variotii
Lineage: Eukaryota; Fungi; Ascomycota; Eurotiomycetes; Eurotiales; Thermoascaceae
Exons: 4
Coding region: 243-1625 (460 amino acids)
Cellular component (GO): Golgi apparatus; TRAPP complex
Molecular function (GO): protein binding
Source: RefSeq, a predicted model, not a curated record